UUAAUUAUAGUUUUAUUUGCAAACCUUGUAAGGUUACACAUCGCAAGAACUUUUAACCAUUACUUGCUCUUUUGCGGAACUCCAUUAUUUAAAUAAACUUCUUUAAUUGCAAUGAUCUAUUCUUACAUUUUAUUAUUUGCUGUUGUCGUCAGUCAAAACCGGUCCCAAUCAAUUUUUGAUCGAGAAGAGAAUUGGGAAAAACAACAUGAAACUAAAAUUAAAUCUAUUAUUUUAAGGAAGUUGAAUAAAAAUUUAGAGAACCGAAAACUUAGCAAUUUUAGCGAAAAUUACUCGAAAUUUUUUAUUAAAAGAUUAUUGGAAGAAGAAAAUAAAGAAAAGACUAAGAUAGUUGUAACUGCUGAAAAAGUUUUAAACAGUCCAACUGAGAUUAUUAUUACAACUAAUUUCAACACAAUUGAAGCUCAGUCAACUAUAUCAACAGCCAAUUUGUUUUUCUAUAAAAAACCAACUAAUUCAGAGUCAGAUGUGCUUAUAAUAUAUGUUAAACUAAAUGGAAGUGUAAUAUCAACCAUAUCAGUUUCAAAUAAGUACACGGGUUGGCUGGAUGCUGAUGUCAGCGCUGCGUUGCAAACAUGGGUAAAAUAUUCAAAUGGUAAAACGAAUUCUUUUUCCUUAAUAUGUGACAAUUGUAACGGCAACAACUUUGAAGUAUCCAGUGAAAAUAUGCAUGUUCCAUACUUGAUUAUAAACAUUGUCAAAGUUAAACAGUUACCACGCCAGCAACAUAAAAGAUGGAGUUGUAACCAAGAUGCAAGUUGUUGUUCUCGUCCUGUUUAUGUCAGUUUCGAAGAUUUAAGUUGGAACUGGGUAUUAUCGCCAAAAGGUUUUUGGACAAAUAAAUGCAUGGGAAACUGUAAAGACAAUAAACAAGGAAUUAAUAACUGCUGCAUACCAAUUGAACACGAAUCAAUAACAAUGUUUUAUUAUGAUAACGAUUAUAUUUUUUACGCAAAAAAAGUUAAUAACAUUGUAACCAAAGAAUGCGGGUGCCGCUAAAAUUUGAUUUUCAUUUUUCAAGAACAAAAGCUUCGAAUAUUAACGAACGUGUAUUUUUAUUAUAAUUAUUAUUAUUAUUAAUCAAUUAAUUUAAAAGUACAUGCUGGACGUGUUAAAAUUUUACCUUUUUGUGUAAAAAUUCUAAAUUGAAAUGAAAUUCAACUGAGAUUCUUAUCUUUCAUUACAAACUUUAAACAUUUUAUGGAGUAUUUUUUAGGUUUUUAAGUUUUUAAGAACAGUUUUUAAGGCAAUAUUUUUUUAGCUUUUAUUUUGAUUUGCUUUUUAUUGGUUGGUGUAUUCUUGCUGGUUUUAUAAAAAAAAGUAAAAAAAAUUAUGUGA
Hydra vulgaris (swiftwater hydra) is the source of this 1356-nucleotide messenger RNA. RefSeq names its product inhibin beta B chain-like. The record is from RefSeq and is a predicted model, not a curated record. Gene Ontology annotation, molecular function: cytokine activity; growth factor activity. Gene Ontology annotation, cellular component: extracellular region. NCBI's taxonomy places the organism in Eukaryota, Metazoa, Cnidaria, Hydrozoa, Anthoathecata, Hydridae.